GGAGAGGUGGUUGUGAAAAAGGACAAAGAAAGUGAACGGUGGACAUUUAUCAAAAGUGAUCAACGUGUUCGACAAGGGCUGUUGAAAGUAUAACUGUGAUAGUGUGUCGUUUGAGUGGACUACUCAAAUCACACCGUAACGUGGUGGGGUUAGCCGCUACCACAGGGGCUCAGUGCAUGCAUGGGACUUGGCUUGGGCGCUAGCUACCAGCUAACGCUAGCUAGCAAGGCUUGUGUGUUGGACCACGAGGGAGAAGACAAGGGCGCUAGCGUCGAGCUCACGCUGGAAAAAAACAGCUUCACCUUUCUUCACUACUGCCUGGGAAAGCACCGCAGUGAUAUUGGGCUGACAACCAGUUCAGGUCCCCCACCAAACCCCACCUCUUGACAAGAGUUAGCCGGAAUAGGCUCCAGCAUGGCCGUGAUCAGAAUAAGGAUAAGUGAGAUGUUUUUCACAGAAUGAUUUGACCUGCAAACAGGCGGCAGUGACUGUAUUCCCCGUGAGUGGAUAAAAUAACAAAGAUCAGACUCUCCACGUGUUGACUGUUGACACAAGCUGAUAACACCAUCCUUCAAAAAGCUGACCCUGCGAAGAAGUCGCUCUAUAGACCCCUGAAGCUCAGAAAAGAAAAAAUGCAUUCAGGAAAAGUGAUCUUCACCAUUUGUGCCUUUGCAAUCUUGGCAAUUUCAGCUUACCCGGCCCAUCGUGACACCGGGGAGGCAAGCUGGAUUGAUUUCAAGGCUAAUGAGGCUCAUUACAAGUCAAAACUCUUAAAAGAAACAGAUAUGAUCCACAAGAGCCUCGUAGAUGACGGUGGCCUCAACAACCACGAAGCUGAGUACAAGAACCCAGUGUCGGAAGAGACGCGGCACAAGAUCCUCGUGGAGUCAGAGCGCCUGCGAGCGCGUCUGCGUCAGGAGCUGGGCGAGCUGAGGCAGAUGCUGGCCCCGUCCCCGGCUGACCUGGCCUCCGCCCUGGCCGGCCUGAGGGAACACUUGACCCCGCUCACCCAGCAACUCCACAACAACACUCACAGUCUGUGCCACUGGCUCAGACUGUAUCUCCUCGGUCCGGACGCAGCGGUGGCCAAGCAUGGUCCGGUUGUCCACCACCAGAUCAAACAAACCUUGGAGUGGAGCGGCUCCAGGCUAACUGAUAUCCUGGCUGACUUGAUGGCUAAAACCAGAGAGGUGACGGAACGCCUGGGGGAUAUGAGUGAGGCAGAGGCAGCAAAUGCGCAUAUCUGGCAGGGAUUCAGUUCUAGGCUAGGACGGGAAGUGACAUCACUGAAGGUGGAGACACAGAAUAGCUUGGAGACUCUUAAAGUGCAGCUCACUGAUCAAUCGGAAAGCACACGGUCUCUUAGUGCCAUGGUGGAACGCUUCUGCCAAAAUGCAGCACGCCAGCAUCAAGACUUCCAGGCCAGGAUUGAGACUCUAUUCACGGGAACAGAGGACGAACUGCAAGUCCAGUCCAGUUUUCCAUAUUCUCGUGGUUCUUUGCAGGAGGACUUCUCCAUCAAACUGUCUGCUCUGAUCCAGGACAUUCUGCAUUCACUGCAGUGACACGAGUCACAACCGAAGACUAUAAACUGGGACACCAGCAUUUAACAAUUUGUUGUCCAGCACAUUGUUGGCGCUCAACAUAGUGAGCAGCCUGUACAUAGUGAUAAAGUAUACAAGGUGUGUUCGAAAGGCUCCAGGACUGAUGUCACAAAAGUAGUAUCAAAUCCAAGCUAAUAAACUUGGCUUCCUUCCUCAAAGUAGUUCCUCGGUAGUCUGACGCACAUUCAGUCUUCUCUGCCACGCCUUCAUACACUCCUGGUAGGAUUCUUCCGAUAUCCUCCGCAGCUCUGUCAUCCUGUCAUCUUGAUGUCGUCCAGGCCUUUAAGACCAGUCCCCCUUUACGAGCCCUUGAGAUGAUCUAAAUGUUCUCGGCAUUGUAAGCGACCGCACUGUCAUGGUGAAGCAGCCACAGUUGUCCUGCUACAACUUUCGACUCUUCUCGCACACUAAACGAAGCAAACAUCACAGGAUCGCUUUGUCGCCGCCCUGGUGGAUCAUCUGGCCCACAAGCAAAGGGAGAAAACUUGUAGCAUGUGACAACAAUUCUGGAGCUUUUCUGACACAUCUCAUUAUAUUUGUAUUUUAUUUCAUUGUGUGUGUUCUCAAAAGAUUUUAGGAGCAUUUUCCUACAUACAAGGGGAAUAAAAAAGUGAUAUAUUUCAUAAAUGUAGCUUUUACUUUUUUAGUUACUAAAAUAAUAUCCGAUAACAUGGGGUUGAAUUUACUAGUAGGAAAAAAAGUGACAAUGUUUCAUAAAUGUAGUUUUUGCUUUUUUAGUUAGUUAUUAAAAUAACAUACUCUGAGAGUUUCUCAAAGUUAAAAAGGCACAGACGAAUAUUUGGAGUUAUGUCAUGCCUUUGUGAAUGUUACAACACUAUAUGAUGGGUUUUGUUUUGUUUUGUUGUUUUGUUUUGUGGGUCCUAAAUAAAUUUCUUUUUAAAAGACUUUGGAAGCCCUGCUACAGCUGUUUCACAAUUACUAUUUUGUUUUCAUUAAUUAUUUAUACUAAAUCCUUUUUAGUUUAUGCAGCACAUAGCAAAUAUGUAAAUGAGUUAUGUAAAAACAGAGCAAUUUAUUGACAUUUGUAUUGUUUUAUGUAUA
This is a messenger RNA of Syngnathoides biaculeatus (alligator pipefish), 2666 nucleotides long. RefSeq lists its product as uncharacterized. NCBI's taxonomy places the organism in Eukaryota, Metazoa, Chordata, Actinopteri, Syngnathiformes, Syngnathidae. The record is from RefSeq and is a predicted model, not a curated record. The coding region runs from base 633 to 1565 and encodes 310 amino acids. The transcript has 7 exons.